This is a messenger RNA of Oppia nitens, 644 nucleotides long. Its product is annotated as papilin-like. The coding region runs from base 27 to 644 and encodes 205 amino acids. Lineage: Eukaryota; Metazoa; Arthropoda; Arachnida; Sarcoptiformes; Oppiidae. The record is from RefSeq and is a predicted model, not a curated record. The transcript has 3 exons.
UUAAAUACUAAAUUAUUAAACAAGUAAUGUAUUUAUUGAGGACAUCGAUGACAUUAAUAACUAUAUGUUUUGUCAAAUUGAUCCUUAAUUGUGUUGAAUGCAAUGCCAAUAGUGUGAUGUCUCAGCUUCAGAGCCAAACACAACAACUCUUUAUAAGGUCGGCCAAACCAAGUCUCGUAUCACAGGAUCAGUUGCAAAAGCAGACAAUCAAUAUUGCUAACCGUUUACAGAGAAGAAAUGGUGACUCUCAAGACGAUACUAUAGAAGAUCUCAAGUACACCAAUCAACAACUUUUCAAACGAUUAAGCGGUAGUCAUGUGUCCGAUGAAGCAACCGAUACAACAACCGAUACAACAACCGAUAUAAUAACCGAUACAACAACCGAUACAACAACCGAUAUAACAACCGAUAUAACAACCGAUACAACAACCGAUAUAACAACCGAUACAACAACCGAUAUAACAACCGAUACAACAACCGAUAUAACAACCGAAGAGUCCGAUAAUCUGAUUGAAGUAAAUGAUUCAAAAAAUGAAGAGUCAGAUAAAACAACUGUUAGAUCUAAAUCAAAAUCUGGUCUCUUAGGGGAAAAAAUUCCGUUUCUUGGUUUAAAUAUUCCCCGAUUAAACUUAUUUGGAUUUUAA